Molecule: messenger RNA, 3237 nt
Organism: Pan troglodytes (chimpanzee)
Lineage: Eukaryota; Metazoa; Chordata; Mammalia; Primates; Hominidae
Gene: KLK3
Product: kallikrein related peptidase 3
Exons: 6
Coding region: 2061-3188 (375 amino acids)
Biological process (GO): zymogen activation; regulation of systemic arterial blood pressure
Cellular component (GO): secretory granule
Molecular function (GO): serine-type endopeptidase activity
Source: RefSeq, a predicted model, not a curated record
GGAGCAUCAUCAUGGGUGGGGAGGAGGCAAUGGACAGGCUUGAGAACGGGGAUGUGGUUGUAUUUGGUUUUCUUUGGUUAGAUAAAGUGCUGGGUAUAGGAUUGAGAGUGGAGUAUGAAGACCAGUUAGGAUGGAGGAUCAGAUUGGAGUUGGGUUAGAGAUGGGGUAAAAUUGUGCUUCAGAUGAGUUUGGGAUUGACACUGUGGAGGUGGUUUGGGAUGGCAUGGCUUUGGGAUGGAGAUAGAUUUGUUUUGAUGUUGGCUCAGAAAUCCAUGGGGAUUGAAUUGGGGAUGAAGCUGGGUUUGAGUUUGGAGGUAGAAGACGUGGAAGUAGCUGUCAGAUUUGACAGUGGCCAUGAGUUUUGUUUGAUGGGGACUCAUGAGUUUGUUGACAAUGGGGGAAGACAUAAGGGUUGGCUUGUUAGGUUAAGUUGAGUUGGGUUGAUGGGGUCGGGGCUGUGUAUAAUGCAGUUGGAUUGGUUUGUAUUAAAUUGGGUUGGGUCAGGUUUUGGUUGAGGAUGAGUUGAGGAUAUGCUUGGGGACACCGGAUCCAUGAGGUUCUCACUGGAGUGGAGACAAACUUCCUUUCCAGGAUGAAUCCGGGGAAGCCUUAAUUCACGUGUGGGGGAGGUCAGGCCGCUGGCUAAGUAUAUCCUUCCAUUCCAGCUCUAAGAUGGUCUUAAAUUGUGAUUAUCUAUAUCCACUUCUGUCUCCCUCACUGUGCUUGGAGUUUACCUGAUCACUCAACUAGAAACAGGGGAAGAUUUUAUCAAAUUCUUUUUUUUUUUUUUUUUUUUUUGAGACAGAGUCUCACUCUGUUGCCCAGGCUGGAGUGCAGUGGCGCAAUCUCGGCUCACUGCAACCUCUGCCUCCCAGGUUCAAGUGAUUCUCCUGCCUCAGCCUCCUGAGUAGCUGGGAUUACAGGCGUGCAGCACCAUGCCCAGCUAAUUUUUGUAUUUUUAGUAGAGAUGGGGUUUCAACAAUGUUUGCCAGGCUGGUCUCGAACUCCUGACCUCGUGAUCCACCUGCCUCGGCCUCCCAAAGUGCUGGGAUUACAGGCGUCAGCCACCGCACCCAGCCACUUUUGUCAAAUUCUUGAGACACAGCUCGGGCUGGAUCAAGUGAGCUACUCUGGUUUUAUUGAACAGCUGAAAUAGCCAACUUUUUGGAAAUUGAUGAAAUCUUAUGGAGUUAACAGUGGAGGUACCAGGGUUCUUAAGAGUUCCCAAUUCUCUUCUGGGACUACAAAUUGUGAUUUUGCAUGCCACCUUAAUCUUUUUUUUUUUUUUUUAAAUCAAGGUUUCGGUCUCAUUCUAUUUCCCAGGCUGGAGUUCAAUGGCGUGAUCACAGCUCACUGUAGCCUUGAACUCCUGGCCUUAGGAGAUUCUCCUGCUUCAGUCUCCCAAUAGCUAAGACUACAGUGGUCCACCACCAUAUCCAGAGAUGAAUCUUGCUUUGUUUCUCUGGUUGGCCUUGAACUCCUGGCUUCAAGUGAUCCUCCUACCUUGGCUUCGGAAAGUGUUGGGAUUACACGCGUGAGCCACCAUGACUGACCUGUCGUUUAAUCUUGAGGUACAUAAACCUGGCUCCUAAACGCUAAAUAUUUUGUUGGAGAAGGGGCAUUGGAUUUUGCAUGAGGAUGAUUCUGACCUGGGAGGGCAGGUCAGCAGGCAUCUCUGUUGCACAGAUAGAGUGCACAGGUGUGGAGAACAAGGAGUGGGGGGUUAUUGGAAUUCCACAUUGUUUGCUGCACGUUGGAUUUUGAAAUGCUAGGGAACUUUGGGAGACUCAUAUUUCUGGGCUAGAGGAUCUGUGGACCACAAGAUCUUUUUAUGAUGACAGUAGCAAUGUAUCUGUGGAGCUGGAUUCUGGGUUGGGAGUGCAAGGAAAAGAAAGUACUAAAUGCCAAGACAUCUAUUUCAGGAGCAUGAGAAAUAAAAGUUCUAGUUUCUGGGCUCAGAGUGGUGCAGGGAUCAGGGAGUCUCACAAUCCCCUGAGUGCUGGUGUUUUAGGGCUCACUGGGUCUUGGAGUGCAAAGGAUCUAGGCACGUGAGGCUUUGUAUGAAGAAUCGGGGAUCAUACCCACCCCCUGUUUCUGUUUCAUCCUGGGCCUGUCUCCUCUGCUUUUGUCCCCUAGAUGAAGUCUCCAUGAGCUACAGGGCCUGGUGCAUCCAGGGUGAUCUAGUAAUUGCAGAACAGCAAGUGCUAGCUCUCCCUCCCCUUCCACAGCUCUGGGUGUGGGAGGGGGUUGUCCAGCCUCCAGCAGCAUGGGGAGGGCCUUGGUCAGCCUCUGGGUGCCAGCAGGGCAGGGGCGGAGUCCUGGGGAAUGAAGGUUUUAUAGGGCUCCUGGGGGAGGCUCCCCAGCCCCAAGCUUACCACCUGCACCCGGAGAGCUGUGUCACCAUGUGGGUCCUGGUUGUCUUCCUCACCCUGUCCGUGACGUGGAUUGGCGCUGUGCCCCUCAUCCUGUCUCGGAUUGUGGGAGGCUGGGAGUGCAAGAAGCAUUCCCAACCCUGGCAGGUGCUUGUGGCCUCUCGUGGCAGGGCAGUCUGCGGCGGUGUUCUGGUGCACCCCCAGUGGGUCCUCACAGCUGCCCACUGCAUCAGGAACAAAAGCGUGAUCUUGCUGGGUCGGCACAGCCUGUUUCAUCCUGAAGACACAGGCCAGGUAUUUCAGGUCAGCCACAGCUUCCCACACCCGCUCUAUGAUAUGAGCCUCCUGAAGAAUCGAUUCCUCAGGCCAGGUGAUGACUCCAGCCACGACCUCAUGCUGCUCCGCCUGUCAGAGCCUGCCGAGAUCACGGAUGCUGUGAAGGUCAUGGACCUGCCCACCCAGGAGCCAGCACUGGGGACCACCUGCUACGCCUCAGGCUGGGGCAGCAUCGAACCAGAGGAGUUCUUGACCCCAAAGAAACUUCAGUGUGUGGACCUCCAUGUUAUUUCCAAUGACGUGUGUGCGCAAGUUCACCCUCAGAAGGUGACCAAGUUCAUGCUGUGUGCUGGACGCUGGACAGGGGGCAAAAGCACCUGCUCGGGUGAUUCUGGGGGCCCACUUGUCUGUAAUGGUGUGCUUCAAGGUAUCACGUCAUGGGGCAGUGAACCAUGUGCCCUGCCCGAAAGGCCUUCCCUGUACACCAAGGUGGUGCAUUACCGGAAGUGGAUCAAGGACACCAUUGUGGCCAACCCCUGAGCACCCCUAUCAACUCCCUAUUGUAGUAAACUUGGAACCUUGGAAAUGA